UAGGCGCUAUUAAUUAACAUGGCGGGAAAGUACAAGAGGUUGGAAUUGGUGGGAUCUGGAACUUUUGGAAAAGCAUGGCUAGUUCAAUCAAAAUCCAGCAGUAAACGCUAUGUGAUAAAAGAGAUUAAUGUAAAAGCCAUGCCUCAAAAGGAAAGAGAGCAUGCAGCGAGCGAAGUUGCGAUUUUAUCAAGGUGUAAACACGCAAAUGUUAUACGAUACAGAGAAGCCUUCCUAGAACAUGGGUCGCUAUACAUUGUCAUGGAGUUCGCCGAAAAAGGAGACAUCCAUCAGAAGAUCAAGCUUCAGAAGGGGCAACUUUUUAAAGAAGUUACGAUCUUAAAUUGGUUUGUCCAAAUUUGUUUCGCCCUCGAAUACAUACAUGGACAAAGUAUAUUACACAGAGAUCUCAAGGCUGCAAACAUCUUUCUGACUGAAGACAAUAUUGUAAAAGUAGGAGAUUUUGGUAUAGCUCGGAUCCUUGAAGGCACACACGAUCAUGCUCAGACCGCAAUAGGAACACCAUACUACAUUUCCCCGGAGAUUUGCCAACGAAAACCAUAUAAUCAAAAGAGUGACAUGUGGGCACUUGGAUGUGUUCUCUAUGAGAUUGCAGCUCUUACAUAUCCUUUCCAUGGUGCUGACUUCAAUAGCCUGGUAUUCAAGAUCAUGCAAGGCAAAUAUAAUCCUAUACCAAGCGUCUACGGGCCGCUCAUACAAGACCUCGUGUACGUGCUGCUGCGGGCCGACCCUCUACGCCGGCCGUCCGCCGCACAGAUACUCUCUGUGGAGAACCUGCAGCCACACAUACAGCUCUACAUCUCGCACUACGAGCGCAUGCAGCAACACAGCGUGCGUCCGCAGCAGGGGCGUCGUCCGGCGGCAGCACCCACCGAACCGACGGGGGACGUGUCGCGGGAGGAGACCGCUGGGCGGGGCAGCGGCGCGGGAGGAGGAGGGGCGCGAGCGGCCGUGCAGGAGUCUGCGCAGAUACGGGAGGGCGUGUGCGACCGCACAAACACUGCGCGCGGAGCCGGGAAGGAAGCCAGGCGCGAGAAGGACAGCACUCGCCUGAUUCACCGAGCCGGCCAGAGGGAGAGGAAGGCGCAGUGCGCCGGAGAAAAUAAAGAGAAUAUUGAUCCAAAUGUGGCGCUGCGGGCUCGUGUGCAGUCACGUAAAAGUUCGCUGUCAACGCCUAAGAUUCAACGAAAGCAUACGCGAGUGCGCCAAGCAGUCUCAGAUUCAAGCUCCAAAGAUGUAGAAGUAAAAAUGGUGACUGGUCUGCGAAAGGGAACUGCAGUGCAAGGUAAAGCUGCAGAAGAGAGUCUACGCUGUCUGGUCACUAGACAGGCAGCCGAAUGCAGCCUCAGGAAAGCAUCUGCGUGUAGCGGACAAGAGGUACUACCGCAGUACGACAGCGGUUACAGCGAAGGCAACGUCAAGACCCAGCCUGAUGAAGAAGCGCCGCUAGGACCGAAGCCGCCACCCAAGUUGCUCCUGCGCGAAGAAAUACCGAGUAUCUCCGGGGAGCAGCCGUCACAGGUCACGCGGGACGGAGAGGCGAGGGUCCGGGGCGGUGAGCUGCCGCGAGAGAGCCACGUCAACUGCAAGACGUACACGAUGCGCGCGUUCGUCGCCGAGGCAACGUCGAGCGGCCGCGAGAGUCUACUCGGCUGCUGCAAUUCGGACACCGCCGUUGCCGACGACGACAGGUGCGCCGGAGACGACGAAGUCUUCGGCGUUGCCGGCGAGGUCUCCACCGGCGCCCCCACGUCUGCGAGUAAGCACGAGAAGAACAACAACAAGCAGACGAAAAUCAACAUGCUGACAAAGGUCCUCGGGCGUCUGAACAAGUUUCAGCCGGAGAAAGUCGCGGCCAGGAAGGACAGCGAGGAGGAGGAGGAGGAGGAGCAGUUGGUCGUCGCGAGGUUGCUGUACAGGGUUCACCGGCGUCCGUCCGGGUUCUCCGAUUCUUCCCCGGUGUCGCGAGAGCUGUGGGACUUCCUGGAGAAGAAGGUAGGCAGGGAACUGUGCGAAAGAUUGCUGGCGCGCAUGAAGGGCCGGGUGGACGACAACACAAUCGCGUUUGAGGAUUCUUUGUCCAUGCUCGGAAAGGAGAAUUUGAUGUACUUGCCUGUUAUCUUGAAACUUCUGGAAGUGGAAUCUCAGUAGAGUGUUACGGGUUCAUACGUAUUAUAUCAAGAGGAUGCUGCGUAAAUUAAUUAUUCACACUCUUGAUCAUAUGUUAUAUGCGAUUCGUACAGUGAGUCAUGUUCAUACGUCUAGAUUGUAUAUGUGCACAGAGAUAUAUUUUUUUAUUUUAUUUAUAUAGAGCAAUUUCGGUUGCAGUUUUCAUAUUUGCUGUUUAAUUAAUGUAAUAAUUUUAUUAAUAUUUCUAUAACACCCCUAAAUAAAGUAAUGUUGAAAAAAAUUA
Messenger RNA from Priapulus caudatus, 2431 nucleotides. RefSeq names its product serine/threonine-protein kinase Nek5-like. Gene Ontology annotation, biological process: protein phosphorylation. Lineage: Eukaryota; Metazoa; Priapulida; Priapulimorpha; Priapulimorphida; Priapulidae. The transcript has 7 exons. The record is from RefSeq and is a predicted model, not a curated record. Gene Ontology annotation, molecular function: ATP binding; protein kinase activity. The coding region runs from base 19 to 2169 and encodes 716 amino acids.